AUGGAAGCGUUUUCGCCUGAACUUGAGCUAGGCAAGGAGUUGGCUGGAGACGGCCUGGGCAAGAUGGAGAGCAACCUGCAGCCUCCCGCCACACGGCAGGACGAGAGGUUUGUGUGGGAGCCGCCAGUGUAUGCUACACUGGGAGCAGGGGCCUACUGGGUGUCGCCUUCCCUGCACCCACUCCUACCAUGCCAGAAGGAGGCUGUGCUGGCCGCCUUCCAGGACAACACCCUCGUGGCCAUGCCAGAGGGAUCGGGGCAGGCAAGCAUCGCCGCCGUCGUCAUGCUGAACUUCCUGCGGUGGCUCCCCCAGGGCAAGGUUGCGUUUGUGGCGCCCGCCAGGUGGCAGCUGAAGAGCCAGGUGGAGGCUUGCCAGAGGGUCACCGGCCUGGACGCGGCGUGCAUCUCCGACUUCUCCUCGGCCUCCAAGCAGGAGGCGCGCAAGGAGGCCUGGUCCCAGGACCACAAGCGCGCCUUCUUCUGCACCCCCGCCACGCUCUGGAGCGACGUGAAGCGGGGCGUCUGCGCGUACGACCAGCUGGCCUGCCUGGUGGUGGUCGACGCGCAUGCCGCGUCCGCCCGGUCGGACGCGGUGGAGGUGGUGCGCACCCUGACGCGGCGGCGUCUGCGCACGCGCGUGCUGGCCUUCUCCUCCUUUCUUCCGUGCCUGCCGCCCGCCCAGGUGCAGGAGGCGCUCACCGGGCUGGCCAUCCGUCGCGUGUGUUGCCGCGGCGAGCGGCACCCCGACCUCGGCGCCCUGCGGGUUCCGAUGGAGCGCGUGGACCGGAUCCUCACCCCUGCUCCGGAGGCCUCGAGACUGCUCGACGCCCUGCUGCGCACGCUACGGCCCCUCAUCCGCCAGCUGGCAAACGCCAACCUGCUGGCGCCCGGCGAGACGGCGGAGGGCUUGACCUCUUCGGCCCUGGAUUCCAUUGCCCUGCCGGGGUCCGGCCCGCAGCCGCGCGCCACGCUGCGCCACGCUUUUCUAGCGCUGCGCCUGCGGGAGGCGUUGGAGGCCUGGGGCCCACAGGCCGCCCAGGCGGUGCUGCUGGACGCGCUGGCGGCCGACACCUCGGCCCACCGGCUGGUGGCCUCCAGCCGCGACUUUGCGCAGUUCAAGGCCGAGCUGGAGGUGGCUGCGAGGAGCGGCGCCGCCUGCCCGAAACUGGCCGCCCUCCAGUCCCUGCUGGAAGCCCAGCUCCAGGAGGAAAGGGAGUCGCUGGCGGUGGCCGACCUGGUGGUAGCCCUGGACGGCGCCGCCACGCCGCAUGCCCUGCUGCACCUCCUGGGUCUACGGGGCCGGGCCCGCCCCGCUCGCUUCCUCCGGCUGCUGACCGCAGGGGGUGAGGCGGCGCGGGCGCGGGCUGCUGACAAGGCGAGAGGUUGA
This is a messenger RNA of Auxenochlorella protothecoides, 1386 nucleotides long. Its product is annotated as Fanconi anemia group M protein. The record is from RefSeq and is a predicted model, not a curated record. Gene Ontology annotation, molecular function: ATP binding; four-way junction DNA binding; four-way junction helicase activity. Lineage: Eukaryota; Viridiplantae; Chlorophyta; Trebouxiophyceae; Chlorellales; Chlorellaceae. The transcript has 7 exons. Gene Ontology annotation, biological process: interstrand cross-link repair; double-strand break repair via synthesis-dependent strand annealing; replication fork reversal. The coding region runs from base 1 to 1386 and encodes 461 amino acids.